Molecule: messenger RNA, 1884 nt
Organism: Brachypodium distachyon (stiff brome)
Lineage: Eukaryota; Viridiplantae; Streptophyta; Magnoliopsida; Poales; Poaceae
Product: WAT1-related protein At1g43650
Exons: 7
Coding region: 153-1637 (494 amino acids)
Cellular component (GO): plasma membrane
Molecular function (GO): transmembrane transporter activity
Source: RefSeq, a predicted model, not a curated record
UGCUAGUGCUGCUAGUGCAAGUCAAGCAGGAGCACUGAAACCAACCUCCAUCCAUUGACACGCUCGCAUCAUUCGCUCAUGUUGCUAAAUGCUAAAUACUUCUGUACUCAUACUAUUACGUCUUCCUAUUUCAAGUUAGACACGCUGCCGUGAUGCCUUUACCUGUUGCCUGCUGCUGCUCAGGUAGAGUAGAGAGCACAGCAGUAAUACCCAUGCAUGCAUCAGGUGCUGCUGCUGCUUCAGGCCUUCAAGAGCCACUAGUAGCCCACGGCCUCUAUAAACACAGGCCGCUCGUACCGUCCUCUGAUGCAGCAUUUCUUCUCGAGGCAAAGAAAUUACUAACACACUCGGUUCUCUUCGCUACCGCGGAGAGAGCAUAUAUCUUUGAGAUCAUGGGAGGGUCGAUGUGGAUGAGGUACGCGCCGCACAACAUGAUGAUCCUGGUGCAGCUGUCCUACACCUUGAUGUACUUCGUCACGGAGGACGCCUUCAACCGGGGCCUCAACCCCUACGUUUACGUGACCUACCGGCACCUCCUCGUCGCCCUCCUCCUCUGCCCGUUCGCCUACUUCCAUGAAAAGAAGUUGAGGCCCAAGAUGACGUUGAUGCUGUUCCUGGAGAUUUUUGUGCUCUCCCUUCUGGGGGUGAGCUUGACUCUGAACAUGUACUUCGCGAGCCUCAAGUACACGUCCCCAACAUUCGUCACCGCCAUGGCGAACACCGUCGCCUCCAUCACCUUCGCCAUCGCCAUCGUCCUCAGGAUGGAGAUCGUGGACGUGAAGAGCCCGCGAGGCCUGGCGAAGGUCGCGGGCACGGCGGUGUCGUUCGCCGGAGUGACCACCAUGACCUUCUACAAAGGAGCAGCCAUCGCGAGCCCAUGGAAGGCGCCCAUCCACAUCCACGGCAGCAACGCCGUGCACGGUAGCUGGGUCAAAGGGUCGCUCCUCGCCGUGGCCAGCUGCGUCUGCUGGUCGAUCUGGUACAUCAUGCAGGCGGGGUCCGUGGAGAGGUACCCGGCGGAGCUGUCGCUGACGGCGUGGAUGGCCACGGUCGGGGGGAUACAGUCGGCUGCCUUCACGGUGUUGCUGCAGCACAGGAAGGAGGACUGGCUCGUAGGGUUCGGCCUCAACUUCUGGUGCAUCAUAUACUCUUGUGUGUGUGUUCUUGGUUCAGGGGAUCGCGUGCAGUGGCUUCGCGGUGUUCGCGCAGCUGUGGUGCACGGAGAAGAAAGGCCCUGUCUUCGUCACCAUGUUCAACCCCGUCUCCACCAUCAUGGUCGCCAUCCUGGCCUACUUCAUCUGCGGCGAAAAUCUUUACGUCGGAAGCAUAAUCGGAGGAGGGGUGGUCAUACUGGGCAUGUACAUGCUGCUGUGGGGCAAGGACAAAGAUCAAGAGUACAACGCGAGCAGCAGCAAGGAGCUGCAGGGGUCCGAUCUGGACUGGGAGAAGCAGGCAAAGAUGGCCGACGUUUCUUCAGUACAGAACGAUUCUCAGCCAGAGACGAAGACGAUGACAUAGAAGGGUUGGGUCGCCAUCGUUUCUUCAGCACAGAACUGUACCUGCCUGAACCGCGUGCAUUCCGAUUUUUGGUUUUCUGGUGCACUGGCGUUUUAGUGCCUUCCAGAAAUCCUAACUAGGAGUACCACAAUUCUGCAACCUAUUGGGAGAAACAUUUGUGGCGUGGAUAAUCCACUAACGGUUUGCCAGACGGCCCAGACCCAGAAGUAAGUAGUCUGAGAGGUUGGGUAUACCAGUUCAGGUAGCUUCCCUGAAUCGGAAUACGCCCGUCUACGCUUUUGUUCCAAGUACGUGCUGUGUUCGGCCAAAUGCGGCUUGUCUCCGUGAGAAACCUCAUAAAACGAAUAUAAAAAAAUUGCACGAGCA